AAACCCAGGAGGACGAAAAAGGAUAAGGCAGAACAAAAAAAAAGAAAAAAACGCAACACGUAACACAGUGAGGCCAGAAGAGCAGUGAGUGGAUUGGCGGGGUGGACAAAACAUAUAUAUGUAGGCUCAAAUUCACUGCUGGAUACACACGGAGACUUUAAGUAAAACGCCCGCCGAAAGCGCCAACAUCAUCAACUUGUUUUAAUUUGGAACAUGUAGUGGUAGUAAUAGAGAAGCCUGGUAUAUACACUUACACCCUCACACUCACACACACACACUGGCAAAAUGCUCAUACGCCUACGUUAUGGCAGAAGGUGGCAAACCUAUUUGAAAAUAGGCGCCUGCAUUUUGGUGGGUGUCUGUUAUUUUGCCUUCCUUUUUCGUGAAUCUCUCAAUGCGUAUGAGCAUCGAGAGCGUUCAUCUGCUGCUGGCGAUCAGAUGGAUAACGAAUUGGGUGACUCCUCCAAGCAACAGCAACAACAACAGCAAUUGAAACUGAAACGCCAACAAAUGCAACGGCAACGUUUGUUGGCCCAACAACAACAACUGUCCAAAAAUGGCAGUGCCGCAACAUCACAAUUGACACAACCACCGCCCCCACCACCACCACCGAGCACACUGAAUCCGGUCUAUGAGUACUCCGAGGAGCUGCACAGUUGCACGGAACGUGAAUUGCAAUUGCGACGAGAACAUUUGGCCACCGUUUGUGAGCGUCACAAAUUGCAGGAAAAAUAUCCACCGAAUCCAUGGGAAUUUUUCGUUUCACCAGGGCACAAUAAUCUCGUAUGGUGCAAUGUUUUUAAGGCUGCCAGCAGUACUUGGAUGUAUUACUUUAAUAUAUUAGCCGGCUAUGAUGUGAAAUAUUUGCAGAGAACCGAAACUCAGCCACUUGAAUUGGCACGCAAACGAUUUCCUCGUCCCGAAUUGGCCGAAUUGUUGGAACUUUUGCCCAGUGCUCUAUCCUUUCUGUUUGUCAGAGAUCCUUUUGAACGCAUAUUGAGUGCCUAUCGUAAUAAAUUGGAGGGAAAUCGUAAUAGUUUCUACAAGGCUCUGGGCACACGAAUCGUUCAUCGUUUUCGACAACGUCAUUUGGGUGGUCCCUGGCCACGUUGUGGUCCAACUUUCGAGGAAUUUGUACGCUUUCUGAUUGCUGAGCAUGAGGCGGGCAAACGUUUUGACGAGCACUGGGCACCGAUCUAUAGUUUUUGCACACCAUGCAGUGUGAAUUUCACAAUUAUUGGCAAAACGGAGACAUUUCAGCGCGAUUCGGAAUUUAUAAUACGUCAGGCUGGUUUGGAAUCCUUAUUACUCGGCAAAUUGCCACAACGAAAGUUACGAAAAAUUGGCAAUCAAGGACGUAGUGGCGUCAAAUCGGAAGCUCUGGUGGAACGAUAUUUUGCCGAUAUCGAACGCUCAACAUUGGACCAAUUGCUCAAAAUAUAUCGCAUCGAUUUCGAAUUGUUUGACUAUGAUUAUCAUAAGUACUAUGAUAUGGUGCAUCCAUGGAGCAUGGAGCAGCAGCAACAGACAACAGCAAGUGCAAACAAUGGGCCACCAUCGACCACACAGUCAUCCGGAAUGGCCCAAGUGUUGGUGGGCACGGAUGCCACUCUUAGCACCAAGUAGACCAAACAUCUACCACCUAUCCCUCAACAAAAACAAACAACUAAAAACCCAAACAAGAUUGCGAUAAGUCGUUGAACAAUCUUAUCAUGUACCUUUUACACUAUAUAAAACUAAACUAAAAACCAAAAACCCCAACCGAAACUACCAAAAAAGUUUAAGGCCAAAAUCAACGUUUUCCAAAAACGCAAAAAAAAAGAAAAAAACAAAAAUAAUGCACACAAAACUCUCGACCUCUCUUUGAAAAAAAAAAAACAAAA
Drosophila willistoni is the source of this 1883-nucleotide messenger RNA. RefSeq names its product carbohydrate sulfotransferase 11. The record is from RefSeq and is a predicted model, not a curated record. The transcript is spliced from 4 exons. NCBI's taxonomy places the organism in Eukaryota, Metazoa, Arthropoda, Insecta, Diptera, Drosophilidae. Gene Ontology annotation, cellular component: membrane. Gene Ontology annotation, molecular function: sulfotransferase activity. The coding region runs from base 286 to 1626 and encodes 446 amino acids. Gene Ontology annotation, biological process: carbohydrate biosynthetic process.